Periophthalmus magnuspinnatus is the source of this 521-nucleotide messenger RNA. Its product is annotated as phospholipase A2, minor isoenzyme-like. The coding region runs from base 34 to 483 and encodes 149 amino acids. The record is from RefSeq and is a predicted model, not a curated record. NCBI's taxonomy places the organism in Eukaryota, Metazoa, Chordata, Actinopteri, Gobiiformes, Gobiidae. The transcript has 4 exons. Gene Ontology annotation, molecular function: phospholipid binding; calcium ion binding. Gene Ontology annotation, biological process: phospholipid metabolic process; lipid catabolic process; arachidonate secretion.
AUAUAUUCCAUUGUCCUCCUCUGCGGUCACACCAUGAAGACUGUACUGGCACUGUGCCUGCUGGCUCUCAGCCUCUCCACCUCUCACUGCCUGGAUUACAAGGCCCUGAACCAGUUCCGCGACAUGAUCCUGUGCGUGUUGCCUGACAGCGACCCUCUUCUGGACUACGCAGACUAUGGCUGCUACUGCGGGUUUGGAGGCUCUGGCACGCCUGUGGACGAGCUUGACAAGUGCUGCCAGGUACAUGACCAGUGCUACUCCGACGCCAUGCAGCACGAUGAGUGCUGGCCUGUGUUUGACAACCCCUACACAGAGUUCUACAGCUUCAGCUGUGACGCGGCCAACAGGAAGGUCUCCUGCCUCAGUGAUAAUACUGUGUGUGAGAUGUUCAUCUGUGAUUGCGACAGAGUGGCUGCUGAGUGUUUCGGCCGAUCUCCAUGGAACCCGGAGCACGAGCACCUGCCCAGCGACAGGUGCAAGUAAACUAAUACUUCAACAGUACUUCAGCAAUACUGGUAUCA